AUGAUCAUAAUCAUAGAUGAUUUCUUUGAUGAGAAGGCUUCCUUGGACGAAUUACACAGGCCUACAAAUGUCAUUAUGAGGUGGAAUAUAGAUAGCUUAUCGGGUACAAGUAGUAUCAUCUUCAAUGCCUUAGACAAACUUGUUGAUAAAAUUGCUCACCAUAAUCUUUAUGUUAAGGGAGUGCUUCAAGAUAUUUGGUAUGAAACUUUAGACUCAUGGCUAAUAGAAGCAAUGUGGAGCAAAAACAAAUAUUUUCCAUCAAUUCAAGAGUACCUACCCAAAAAUCUAGAGUUUUUGCUUGUUGUUGCUGGGAAGAACCUCUUACACAAAAUGUUGUUCAUUUUCUUAGUUAACUCAAACUAUGAGUUUCUUUGA
Asparagus officinalis (garden asparagus) is the source of this 375-nucleotide messenger RNA. RefSeq names its product (E,E)-geranyllinalool synthase-like. Gene Ontology annotation, biological process: diterpenoid biosynthetic process. The coding region runs from base 1 to 375 and encodes 124 amino acids. The transcript has 4 exons. Gene Ontology annotation, molecular function: magnesium ion binding; terpene synthase activity. The record is from RefSeq and is a predicted model, not a curated record. Lineage: Eukaryota; Viridiplantae; Streptophyta; Magnoliopsida; Asparagales; Asparagaceae.